This is a messenger RNA of Oncorhynchus kisutch (coho salmon), 2671 nucleotides long. RefSeq names its product troponin I, fast skeletal muscle-like. The coding region runs from base 1956 to 2357 and encodes 133 amino acids. The record is from RefSeq and is a predicted model, not a curated record. Gene Ontology annotation, cellular component: troponin complex. The transcript has 7 exons. Gene Ontology annotation, biological process: skeletal muscle contraction; cardiac muscle contraction. NCBI's taxonomy places the organism in Eukaryota, Metazoa, Chordata, Actinopteri, Salmoniformes, Salmonidae.
AGAAAAAAAAGAAAAAAAAAGACCCACUAACAGGUGACACCUGUCACAAGUUCACUACAUUUGAAUACAGGUGAAUACAUUGAGAUAAAUAUGUCAGGGUGGAUACUAUGAAAGACUAUUGAGCCUGUCUAGACAGAAUGACCGACGGGCCUCUGUGUUAGACAGUGUGACCCUGUGUGGAGGGGGGGACUCCUGCUCAAGGGCUAUACUCUAGCAUGGAAGGCGGUUGAAGACAUUAACUUAGCUAUACCCAUAACAAAAACAAGUUGUUUUUUGUGGUAUUUAAGGCUUUACUUUUUUUUGUGAUGUAUGUUGCUCAAAUAUUCAAUGUGUAUAACUGUCAUGGAUAGCGAUAUGGGAUUUGUGAUGGAGAUCUAGAAUUUUGAUUACACUGUAACUCGAAUGUGAUAACUAGGUUACAGCAGACAGUGUUUACUGAAUGGGGCUUCUAGGCCCUUGGUUGGUGGUCCGUUCCUCUUGGGCUACAGCUAACAUUUGGUAACCUACAGAAUAGUUUCAGAUCCACUGGUCAGUUGAUAGACAUGGCAUAACAGUUGAGCGUUGCAAGCACCAUGCUCUAUCAGCCAUUUGGUAACCUACAGAAUAGUUUCAGAUCCACUGGUCAGUUGAUAGACAUGGCAUAACCGCUGAGCGUUACAAGCACCAUGCUCUAUCAGGCAUUUGGUAACCUACAGAAUAGUUUCAGAUCCACUGGUCAGUUGAUAGACAUGGCAUAACAGUUGAGCGUUGCAAGCACCAUGCUCUAUCAGGCAUUUGGUAACCUACAGAAUAGUUUCAGAUCCACUGGUCAGUUGAGCGUUACAAGCACCAUGCUCUAUCAGCCAUUUGGUAACCUACAGAAUAGUUUCGGAUCCACUGGUCAGUUGAGCGUUACAAGCACCAUGCUCUAUCAGCCAUUUGAAAGUAACAGUUUAAUACACAUUUUGAUUAUCAUGUAUGUUCCUAGUUGAACAGAUUGGAAAAGGAUGUGUUGGCAAGAGUUUUUAUUGUCAAUUUCUCUGUUUGCUGAAGUAUACUCAAAAUAGUAGCAUUUAUUUGAUCAUUUGAAUAUUAAUGAAUUUGAACGUAUUUGAACUGCAUGUGUCAUUGACGUUAAACUAGAGAAAACAGAGAAGUUGUUAAAAACAUCAUUCCUAUUCUUAACAUUGCUAUUCAUUGAUGCGGUGUGGUUUAACAACAGUGUCUUGCAACAUUUGAGCCAUACUGUAUUGCUUAAAAUAAUAAUCAAUGAUUCGGUUGAGGGGCUUUUCAUGACAGAAAGUAUGCUCCCCAAAAUGCAGUAGGAAAAGGGAAAGAGAUGUAAUGACGGGGUUCACUGAGAACGCAGGUUGUAGUGAUUUGAGUGAUACCAAGAUGUUCUCAGGGUGGAGCAAGACGAUGAUGCCUGCAAAGGAUUUGUGUGCUAAUGACAUCAAUAAAGUAACAGCCCAUGAAUGUCAGGGGUGACUCUUGUCUCCAGCUGUCCAAAUUUAGCCUGAUCAAAAUUGUUCCAACAAGUUUUAAUAGUCAAAUGGAUCAGAUUUCCCCUCCCUUCCUUGAAGUGUCCAAAUUGCUCAAUUAGCAGCCAGUGUUCAUUAAUCAUUCUUGAGCUGGAUACACAAGCCUGUUCUAAUUUUAGGCUUAUGAGUCAAAUAGCACCCUAAUGCUAAAAACAUUUAUCUUCCUCAUUGUCUUUUUGUUACAGGGUCUGAAGCACACAUUCCUCCAUCAUGUCUGAGAAAAGGAUGACCUCGAGCCGCAAGCAUCAUCUAAAGAGCUUGUGUCUCUCGAUUGCGGCUACUUUUCUGGCAGCAGAGUAAAAGGAGUCCAUGCAAGAGAAAGAAGAUUUCAUGGCUCAGAUCCCCAUCAUGGAUUUGUCUGGAAAUCAAGCGGUGCUGGUGCGGGGGAUAUAAUUUCACACAGACAUCUUGGCAAAGCCUUCAUCAGUAUGUCAAAUGAAAGGAAAUGAUAAAAAAAAGUUGGCCCAGACCAUUGACAAGGUUGAUGAGGAAAGAUAUGACGCCGAGGCAAAAGUGAAGAAGACAGACAAAGAGAUCGAGGACCUGAAGAUGAAAGUGGUUGAGAUCCAGGGCAUAAAGAAGCCAGCUCUGAAGAAAGUGCGUAUGUCUGCUGAUGCUAUGCUCCAGGCUCUGCUGGGCACCAAGCACAAGGCUUUCAUGGAUUUCAGAGCCAACUUGAAAGAAGUCAAAAAGGAAGUCAAAGAGGAGGAGGAAGUCAGUGACUGGCAUAAGAACGUUGAUGAACAGUCUGGCAUGGACGGCAGGAAGAAGAAGUUUCAGUCUGCAAAAAUUACCAAAUUAGUUUUGGUGUUCAAAACUACGGAGGAUACAGAGUGAUUGAUCUAUCUUUUUUGUUAUUUUGUUGUACUGUUACAGAGUUGGAUAUGGAAGACCUAAGGUUGAGAUUUGAGGCAAAGACAUGUUUAUCUUACAGCAUAAGAUAAGCCCUUAUAAACUGUAAACUGUAAUUGAAUUGUAAAUUAUUUUCCAAAUAUAUAGGCUUACUGAAAAUAUAUACAACUGCCAAACUGCAGUAAUUCAAUAAAUGUUGGCAACAUGGUGGAAACAUGAACAUAGUGGAAACAUGAACAUAGUGGAAACAUGAACAUAGUGGAAACAUGAACAUGAACAUGGUGGAAACAUGAACAUAG